ACCUUGCAACCGCGACAACGGUUGGUCCAGUAUUCGAUCUAUGUAGUACGUAUCUAUACGUACAUGUGCUGGCUGUUACUUGUGUGCGUCGACUAAAUUUAUGCGCGAUAAUAAAAUAUUAGAGAUUGAGAAAGGAAUAUGUUAAAAAAAAUUGCAUCUUGAACACCAGUGCGGGUGGAAAGAAAAGAAAAGAAAAGAAAAGAAAAGAAACGGAAACGGAAACAGAAUCACGGUUCGAGAAAUUCGAUAGGAUAAAGGGAGGAAAACGCGCAAGUUAUCGAUCGAUUCGAAGCAAUAAAGAAGAGUUUGAAGAGGAAAUAGAUGAUAGAUAGCCAAGGAAGCGGAGAAAAGAAGGAGAAAGAAAAAUUGUAUGACCGAUAUGUCGAACGAAGAAAAAUCAGAGGAGCGCGCGGCGAACGAAGCGAACGAAGCGAACGUCGAGGAAUUGGAACAACUUCGUGACAAGUACGAGGGAAAAUUGACGACAUCGCUUUAUACCGGUACUUUGUUCGUCGCUGUAGCCGCUUCGGUUUUCGCGAUAGGAGACCUCUGCGCUACCAACUACCGGGAUUUAUCGAAAGUUAUUGUCCCUGCAUCGAGUUUAACGGCAAUGUUAUUUUCCUCGUUGAGUUUACUGCUGUUUACGCAACUGCCGUCGGCUUUAACUUCAUCCAGAACCAGAUUUAUUAUCGGUUUCGCAUCUUCCACGAUCAUCGGUGUUGGAAUUUUGAUCGUUCGAGGCUCGGUACCCUUAUUUAUUACCAUUCUGGCAAUGAUUGCCGUGUUACCGAGAACCAACCGACAAACGCCAACCAUCCUUGCAGUUAUCUUUAUAAUUGUUCAUUUGGGUGGAAAAUUUCUGUUUUCCGAUCAGUCGAAUUACUAUCAAUCGGCUCAGCAGAUAUGCAGUGAAAUGAUAUUCCUAUCGGUGGCAGUCGUUUCGGGUUCGUAUUACAGUAUUUUAACCGGAAAAGCGCACGCAAGAACGUUCUCUGGGACAAAAACGGUCAUCGAAUCCCGAAUAAAGCUAGAAUGCGAAAGAGAACAGCAAGAACAAUUAUUGUUGAGCGUUAUUCCAGCGUAUAUAGCUGCAGAGGUGAAAAGAAGCAUUAUGCUGAAAAUGGCUGAUGCUUGUCAGGAAGUUAGUAACCACCAACAGACCAGAUUUCACGAGAUGUACGUGCAAAGGCAUAACAACGUUAGUAUUCUGUACGCGGAUAUCGUGAAUUUUACACCAUUAUCGGAACAAUUAUCAGCUUCGGAUCUGGUGAAAACGUUGAACGAACUUUUCGGAAGAUUCGAUCAAAUUGCACAGGAUAAUCAGUGCAUGAGAAUAAAAAUAUUGGGCGACUGUUACUAUUGCGUGUCAGGACUGCCGGUUUCUCGGCCGAAUCACGCGUACAAUUGUGUAAACAUGGGACUGGAAAUGAUCGAUGCGAUCAGAUUUGUUCGCGAAGCAACGGGAUUUAACGUGGACAUGAGAAUCGGUAUACAUACCGGGAACGUGUUAUGCGGAGUACUCGGCCUACGAAAAUGGCAAUUUGACGUUUGGAGCGACGACGUUACUCUGGCAAAUCAUAUGGAAAGUGGCGGAUUACCGGGGAGAGUACACGUAACCGAAGCUACCUUGCAUCAACUCGGUAAUUGUUUCCAAGUGGAACCCGGAGAUGGGAAAUCUAGAGAAAGCUAUCUUGCUUGCCACAACGUCGAAACUUUCUUGAUAAUACCACCAAAGAAAAUCAGUCGAGAACGUUCAAAGGAUGUCGGAGCCGCUUCGGUACCGUCAAGAUCAAGACCAAGUAGCAAAAUGACCAAAUAUGUUGAAUGUUGGGGCGCGGAUAAGCCUUUUGCUAAUAUCGCGGAAGCUACGCUCGCAAAAAAUAUCGGUCUAACGAGUAUCGCCAUGAUCGAAUCGAAUUUGUUAUCCAACAGAAAUGUAAAUUGUUUCGUGAACCUAAAAGAAUGGUGCAAGGGUAGUAGCGACGGUUUGGGUAACGGUAACGGUUUGGGUAACGGUAACGGUAACGAGGGUAUGUCACCAUUUACUUACCGAUUCAACGACCAAAAUCAAGAACUUCGGUUCCGUGAACAAGUCGACGAACAAUAUCUUUGGUAUCUUCUCGCCUCCGAUACAAUUUACGCGAUCAUCUUCUGUAUUCAGAUUAUUUAUUUACCCAAAAGCGUCAUAGUUUACGGCUCUUUUCUCCUUGGCUUCUUAUUCCUGUUCAUUUUUACUGCGAUAUGUUGGCUAGCCAGCAAAACUGAAACCCAAGGUAACGUUUCCCGAUGUCGGAUAGUUUUUACCAGAGGCGUCCGAAUAACGGCGUACUUGGUUACGGUGUUUCUGUCAACCGGCUCGUCCAUGCUGAGCCUGAUCGAUGCCGAUCGAACAAACGGCUACCAUGUCGCGCCACUAUACAUUUAUUCCGCAGUGAUGUCUCUGAUCGUUGGUUGGACAUAUUUACGCGUUGAUUUCUUACUUAAAUUCUGUGUAAUGUUCCUCUCCGUAACAACGAUCCUUGCAACGUUUUCGCAAGUAACGACCAUACGACUGUACUGCGCGAUCGAAAAUGACGAAAUAUUUCACAGACAUUACCGCGUCCACUGCUUCCUUCAAAUUGGAUAUUUGCUCGCACUCGUUUGCAUUAUAUUGCACGUUUUGGACAGACAAGUAGAAUAUACCUCGAGAAUUGAUUUCCUCUGGCAAAGUAAACUAAAAAUCGAACAGGACCAAGUAGAGACUAUGAGGGGCAUCAACAAAAUUCUUCUCGAGAAUAUAUUGCCGGCUCACGUAGCAGAGCAUUUCUUAACAAACGUCAGAGCCAUUCAGGAUCUUUAUCACGAACGAUAUAGUAGCAUUGCCGUCAUGUUUGCAUCUAUUCCAAAUUACAAGGAAUUCUAUGACGAAACUGACAUCAAUAAGCAAGGAUUAGAAUGUCUCAGGUUAUUAAACGAGAUUAUCUGCGAUUUUGACAAAUUGUUGCUCAAACCAAAAUUUUCCGGCAUUGAAAAGAUUAAAACUAUCGGGAGCACAUAUAUGCUUGCAUCUGGUCUAAGUCCAGGGAAAGAAGAUGCCGAUCGAAAGGACCCGUUCAAGCAACAAGAUCACAAUGUAAUCGUUCUCGUUGAAUUUGCUCUUGCUUUGAUGACCAUUUUAGACCAAAUCAACAAAGAAUCUUUUCAAAGAUUUAAACUGAGAAUAGGUUUGAAUCACGGUCCCGUGAUAGCAGGCGUGGUGGGAGCACAAAAACCUCAAUAUGAUAUUUGGGGUAACACCGUAAACGUGGCAUCGAGGAUGGACAGUUGCGGAGAAAUGGGAAAGCUUCAAGUCACCGAGGACACGGCAAAGAUUUUAGUAGCUGCUGGCUACGAAUUGACGUGUCGAGGACCUACUUAUGUUAAAGGGAAAGGCACCUUGGUCACAUAUUUCGUGAAAACACCGUUCGACGACAAAGAGGACAAUUAUUAGUCCAACGAUUGGUUUCGAUUACCAAUUGAAACAUAAGCAAACUUUAACAAGGUAAAUAAGAAAGAAAAACGUAUUUAUCCACGAGCGAAAUAACACACGAGUAUCACCGACAUGUAAUAUCUAUUUCAAACUUGUAAGAGAACGCGUGAACCUAACGUAAAUUUCCCUAUUGCGCUUCCAGUUACACGAAAUUCUACUCUUGCGAUACCGACAAAGCUUUUAAACCAAAUAACUUUCCAUCUACGAUUUAAACUAAACACGUGCAAAUAGAUAAAAAAAAUCAUUGGUCAACGAUUACACGUAAAUAAUGAUAAUAAUGAUAAUUGUCGAAAUAAAAUGGAUACCUUUAUUUUCAUAAUGGUAAUGGUUUUAGUUACGUGUCUGAUCGAAAUCGGAAGAAAAAUACAAUAAAAGUGAAAUAUAGAGCAGGAAAGAAUCGGGUCAGAAGAGACAGCGAAAGAGAAAAGGAAAGUUAUUUAUU
Colletes gigas is the source of this 3950-nucleotide messenger RNA. It is a transcript of the gene Adcy2, whose product is annotated as adenylate cyclase type 2. Gene Ontology annotation, cellular component: plasma membrane. Gene Ontology annotation, molecular function: adenylate cyclase activity. Gene Ontology annotation, biological process: intracellular signal transduction; cAMP biosynthetic process; adenylate cyclase-activating G protein-coupled receptor signaling pathway. The transcript has 19 exons. NCBI's taxonomy places the organism in Eukaryota, Metazoa, Arthropoda, Insecta, Hymenoptera, Colletidae. The record is from RefSeq and is a predicted model, not a curated record. The coding region runs from base 371 to 3469 and encodes 1032 amino acids.